Rhinocladiella mackenziei CBS 650.93 is the source of this 2067-nucleotide messenger RNA. RefSeq lists its product as uncharacterized. Gene Ontology annotation, cellular component: nucleus. Bases 1 to 2067 code for a protein of 688 amino acids. The record is from RefSeq and is a predicted model, not a curated record. The transcript has 3 exons. NCBI's taxonomy places the organism in Eukaryota, Fungi, Ascomycota, Eurotiomycetes, Chaetothyriales, Herpotrichiellaceae.
AUGUUUGAAUACGAAGAAAGUCCUCCGCCACUACAUCACUCGCCUUCUCCGAGUGAUCGGUCGCAUUUCACCUCUCGAGAUACGACCCCGGUGACCCCCGUCGGCAACGGGCCAUCAUUUGGAAAGAAGACAGAGAAGGACUUUCUACCCUGGUUCAGGAAACCCAUCGACGUUGGACGCACAACUACAAGACUCUGCUUAGAUACUUCGCUUCUCGAGCCCGACUUCGACGAUAAUACUUUCCCAACCUUUGGCGCCCCGCCGCCGGUUCGGGGAAUGGCGAGCGUAGCCAAUCCACUCGAUAUUUCCGUGAGACAAACCUCAACUUCUCCUCGUGGUAAUCAGCCCUCGAACUUGACUUCCGCGUUACAACGAAGUGAUAGCGAAGAGAAACGAAUGAUGGCCAACCAAGCCCCAGAAACUACUCUCACCCGCCCGAUCCCCCAGAUGCCUUCAAAUGUGUCCGAUGAUUUCACGAGAUUUGAACAUGGCGCCCGACCGAUUUCAAUGAAAGGCAUGGCGAAUGACAAGGCCAGACGCGAGAGUAUAGCGCAGAGCCUGGGCACCGGUAUGAGCUGGGGAGGAAUAUCAGCCGGGAGCUGGAUCAGAGACGAUAUGAUGAUGUCCGGAACCUCGCCCUUCACCUUCAAUUCUCCAUCCUUUCACUCGUCUUCCUAUCUUCCUAAACUUGAGGCCAAUUUCAUGAAGGAUUUCUCUUGCUGUGGCCUCACAUUGCCUACUCUACAUGACCUGCUACAGCAUUACGAAGAAGCACACGCACAGAAGGAUUCAGUACAAACGGAUGGAAAUCAACAGGCGGUUCCUGACAGCCGAGCGGCAAUGGCAGCUACAACGGCAGCUCAGGUUCAACAGGAGGCCCAACACCGGAGCCAACAACAACAACUCUCCCAGAAUGCUCCCGGCCGGCCAUUUGGAGCACAACAAACGACAACCCAGAAUAUGCCACGUCAAUCGGGUUUCUCCAGCACCUUGCAGACCAUUCCCGAUAUGGACACUGUCGAGGAUAUGGAAAUGGAUGAUAUUGACGGUGCCGAUGAGACCACACCACCCUCCAAUAUGUACAGUCAAAACCAAUCCCAGACAUCCCCACAGACCUCCUUUACCGCUCCUGCACCACCCCAAAUUCCACAACUCAACACGACGAUGAUGCAGGGACACCAGGCAUAUCGACAAUCCACACCGAAUACUCCGGUGGCCCCCGGUCGGACUUCUGCGCCUUUCCAGGGGAAUAACGCCUCGUCGACGCUCAUGGCAAAUCCCAUGCAACAAUUCCAAGAUCUUCAAAGUGCAUAUCGCGGCACCCCAGAUUCAUCAGCACCCGGAACCCCCGGUGAGCUGGAAGACGGUCUCAUGAGUGGGAUGGACGAUAUGUCUAUGCAAAACAAUCCCCUUUUCAACGGCGGUCAAAAUGGGUUUGGUGGCUUUGGUUUCGGCAUGAACAACGACAUGAUUGAUCUGUGUAUUGAUGAGCCAGCGAAACGACUAUUCUCACCUGGUACCCAGAGCAUGAACCAGGGUCAAGGACAGCAGAUGACGCAGAACCGGCUCGGGUCUGGUCAAUAUGGGCCUAAUAGCGAAAUUGCACGGACCAUCCGUGAACGACAAGCCGCUGCCGGAUUGCCCGACACGACAACCAACAUUCUUCCACACGAGGAACCCAAACCGUUCCGUUGUCCCGUGAUUGGCUGUGAGAAAGCUUACAAGAAUCAAAAUGGUCUGAAGUACCACAAAUCGCAUGGACACAAUAAUCAACGGCUUCAUGAAAAUGGAGACGGUACGUUUUCCAUUGUCGAUCCCGACACGCAAGCACCCUAUCCUGGAACAAUGGGAAUGGAGAAAGAAAAACCUUACAAGUGUGAUGUUUGUCAGAAACGUUAUAAGAACUUGAACGGUCUCAAAUAUCACAAGUCGCACUCACCUCCUUGCAAUCCCGAACUACAGCUUAAUGCGAACAAGAGCCUAUCGUUAGAUAUACCAAACUUGAUGGCAGGCCAAAAUCCAGGGAACAUCGGAGCCGGUCUCUCGGGCGAUCUCAGCAUGAUGUAA